This is a messenger RNA of Symsagittifera roscoffensis, 2078 nucleotides long. Its product is annotated as microtubule-associated tyrosine carboxypeptidase-like. The record is from RefSeq and is a predicted model, not a curated record. NCBI's taxonomy places the organism in Eukaryota, Metazoa, Xenacoelomorpha, Acoela, Convolutidae. The coding region runs from base 119 to 1975 and encodes 618 amino acids. The transcript is spliced from 7 exons.
AGUCAUGAGCUGCAAGAAUUUUUGAUUAAGAUGUAGUUAAUGACAACUCAGAAUAUUUCGCCUGCGAACAUACGAUGACGUUAUUUUUACAUUGUCAUGAGUUGAUCUGUGUGAUGACAUGAACGGCACCAAAGGUCGUUUCGAAGUGUCAUUUCCGCUGUCAAUUUCAGUCGACCCAAGAACACUACGUGAACAAGCUAGGCAACCGACUGAAGAAACUGCCAAUGUGUUGGUAUACACUCACAAACCAAGAUAUCAAAAUAUUGACGUCACGCUUAGAAAAGGUGAAAGAACCAAGGCUAAACAGAGUUUGAAUUGGACCGCGAAUUAUAAUGAAGCACUUUCUACUAGUGUCCGAGAACAGAAAAAGUCCACCAAAAGUCCGAACAGUCAUCGUAAAUUGAACCUCGAUUCAAUAUGCAAAACAGAUCGAUUGAGUUCUGAUGCUUGUAAAAGUGAUAUAAGAACCAUUCGAGCUUUCGAUGAUGCGUUUUUAAACGAAAUAUUCUCUGUGCAUUCAGAAAGAGAUCAGCUGAAGUCUUUUUCGUUGGGCGAAAAUUUAAACCGAGCGGGCUAUGAGAAGAUAAAACGGGAUAGUGUGCAUGUAGCUCAGACUGGGGACAGUCCAGUUAUUUUAAAAGGGAAAGUUUAUCACCCGUUUGGAGAGAAUGAGGGUUCUAAGAGUGAGCCUAGUAGGCUGAGAGCCAAACAGGGGAGAAGUGGAGUAAUUUCGGGUGGGAUUGAUUUCACACGGAGUGCAUACAGGUACACGAGGAGCUGGAAGAAAAGACACAAGUUGUUGAGCAAAUGCGCGACAGAUGAUGAGCCCACUUGUCUCGGAGAUCACCAUGUUCCGAUCCGAACUCUCCCGAAUGAAACCGCAGCGGCUGCUGCCAGUGCAUGUACAGCUAGAAAUGUUCUAGAAUGUCUGCGUCCCAUGAAUUUAGAGACAGAGAAGAUGAAAUUCUUUGCUAGGGACUAUGACUAUAACCCUCAAUUUAAGUAUGUGAAACCUCUUAGUGUGGAUUUUCUGGCUCAGUUCAAACAGCCGAGUGUGAAAUACCUUCAGCCGGCGCUGACUAUUAUGCGCAAUCUGAUCAAGAGGUAUGGGUCCUAUGAGAGGUACGAGGAGCUUACAGGAGGCAGAGUUCUGCAGCCACAGGAAAUCCGGGCACUGGUGACAGACUAUGUGCAACGCGAAGGUUUCGACGACGGGGAGAUCCUUCUGAACCUCUCAACCACCAUCCUCUCUUCAGCCAUGAUGAGCAGAACAGGGCAGCAUGGGAUUCUCACUGUCAAGCUGGGGGAGGUGCAUGAGAGUUGGAUCGAAGGCAUGCUCAGACACGAACUCAGCACACACUACAUCCGCGGGAAGAACAACAGUCGUCAGCCGUGGAGUUCCAGGAAAAACAGAGACCAAUACUGUCUCCUUCCCCACAACCCAACAGAAGAGGGCCUAGCCAGUCUGCACACAGUGCUGAUGCGAGCAGAGCCCCUCCUGUUUAGAAAUGCACUGUUGUAUUAUGCAAUCGUAAUGGGUGCUACGCUAUCUUUUAAAGAUCUUUUUAAGAAGCUAGCAGAGUAUGUGUUGGAUCCGGAAAGAAGAUGGGACUACUGCGUCAGAGCUAAGAGAGGACAGAUGGACACAUCAAUACCUGGUUGCUUCACCAAAGACCAAGUGUACCUAACUGGAUCUCUGAACAUCUUGAGGAACCGCAAGAGGAUAGACUUCGAGGCACUGAUGAGGUGUGGCAAGGUGGCCUGGGAGGAUGUCGAUAGAGUAAAAGGCGUAGCAGAUUACGAACACACGCGCAUUCCAUCAUUCAUGACAAACAUGCCGUUUUACAGGUCAAGACUGGAUUUCAUCCUGAAAACAAACGGACUUCGAGAUGCGGACUUCAAACACCUCAAGUCAUCAUCUUCUAAAAUGGGUGAUCUAAAUGACAGGGUAGACGAGUGCAGAUUCGAUAUAUAACUGUAAAAGAAUGAACGAAUAGUUACAUAGUUAUCUACCUCAACUGUUUUGUUUUUAUUUUGUAUUUGUAUUUAGUUUUCAAAAAUUAGCAUAUUUUCUGAAA